AUGUCCCACUCCCUCACAGCAACCUACGCCGCCCCCUCCACCCCCUCCACCCCCUCCAAAUCCUUCGCCCACGCCCUCCCACCCUGUCCCUCCGCCCCCUCGACCUCCGAGAAAACAGCCUACCUCUCUGCCCUCCGCCAGUCAGUUGUCGCCCUGCAGGCUGAAGUCAACGAGUUCCUGACCGCGAAGAUGGAGGAGGAGAAGGCGGGCGCAAGCACCGCUGGUGGGGAAUUGCAUGGGGGUGCGCUGAGCGGGGGGAGGGAUCGGGAUGCGGAGGAGGAGGAGGAGGACGGAUAUGGGGAGGAGAAGGUGGAGGAAUAG
Coniosporium apollinis CBS 100218 is the source of this 321-nucleotide messenger RNA. RefSeq lists its product as uncharacterized. The record is from RefSeq and is a predicted model, not a curated record. NCBI's taxonomy places the organism in Eukaryota, Fungi, Ascomycota, Dothideomycetes. Bases 1 to 321 code for a protein of 106 amino acids. The transcript has a single exon.